UUUUAGACUAUUUAACUGUUGAUGAUAACGGCAUAAGUGCCUCUAACUAUUUGCCAUUUGCGUAAAACGAAGUGUACAAUAUUGUCGAUCACGAGGCACUGAAAACCGCUACGACGCGAUAAAUACAAUGUGUAACAAAUCAGUGUACUGAACAAGUAAAGGUCAUGCAUGGGAUUAAUAACGCUAAUUGUAAGAGUGCACGCGAGGCCAGCUCAUAGGAGCAUACCUUGCAGUUUAAGAGUAGCAGCGGGCCUGGCCAAGCCUGCUGACCGAGCAUAACAUGUUGAAAGGGCAUUAGGAAAUAACACGCGUGUGCUACUAAACACAAUUUCUGAAUAGGACAGUUGGACAGAAUAUAUCUAUUAUAUAUGAUCUCGACUAAUUAAUUGUCGCUUUCUAAGGAACAGUUGGAAAGAAGUGACCGUUGGUAAAACCAGACCUAUGUGUAUAUACUAUGUAUAUAUACUAUACAGAUAUAGUAUUAGUUAAAAAAAAAGAAUAUCAGAGAUAAGAACAGUUAAACACCGAUGCUCAUUUAUAGCGAUUAGUACGGUAAACCGAUCAGUCGUUCUGGCACGAUUCUCAACGUCGGCUAUCAUGUCGAGUGAUCCGGACAUAGCGAAAUGCUUCGAGUUCGCAAAAGAACUCACGUUGCAAGCUGGUAAGAUACUCGAAUGUUUCAAGGAUGAAAAAGUUGUAUAUCACAAAGGAGAAUGGGAUUUUGUAACCGACUGUGAUCACAAAAUUGAGAAAAUACUCAUCGAUGGCCUAUCCAGAGAGUUUCCUGAUCACAAGAUUAUCGCGGAAGAAACGGUAAAUGCGAUAGGAAAAAUGCCAGAAUUGACUGAUGCACCAACGUGGUUACUCGAUCCGAUUGACGGAACUGUCAAUUUUAUGCACUCGUUCCCUCAUUUCUGCAUAUCCGUAGCCUUGACGGUCUGCAAAGAGCUCGUCCUAGGUAUCAUCUACAAUCCAUCGAGCACGGAGUUGUACACCGCGAUAAAGGGCAAAGGCGCCUUCCUGAACGGAAAGCCGAUUCGCACCUCUAAAGUCACCGAGCUGAAGAAAGCGUUGCUCAUGAUUGAGUCAGUUACAAAAGUACAAAAAAACAGAGACAUAUAUGCGGCCAGGUUGGACGCCUUAGAUAAAGCAACGCAAAUAGCCAGAAAUAUCGGAUCGGCCGCACUGUCCCUGGCGUAUGUAGCGCAGGGUUCAGCGGAUUGCGUUCAUUCCGAUCAUGUUAAAGUCUGGGAUGUGGCAGCAGGAACGCUGAUCUUACGCGAGGCGGGUGGAACUGUUCUAGACACAAAGGGUGGUGUUUACGAUAUUAUGAAGCCGAAUACUAUCGCAGCGUCAAACGAAACUCUAGCACGAGAGAUGUCUAAAUUAAUCAUCGAUACUGACUUAAAAACGCAAAGGAAAAGGCUCAAGAGAACCUGACGUAAGGCAAAAAAUGACUCACGCUAAUUAAUUCAAGAGCCGAGUGUAAAGCAGCAGGAGGCGUGUUCCGGCAGCGAACUUGUUAUUAUUACGUGUAACAUGAGGAAAUUAUCUAUAAAAAUCAGUUUAAAAAAAAAGUUUCCAUUAACAAGUCCCAUUGACGCACAUACAGUCGUCAAUGAAACUUUUUGUCGUUAACGAAAUCUAAUUGCGUUAACCAAAGUGCCAUCGCAAUGUUGUGAAAUGAGAAUUAGCAUAAUCAGGUUUCCUCUCGGUCAAUUUUCUCCGUAGUUGUUGCAAAUAAAGCAAAAUUAUUAAAGCGCAA
Molecule: messenger RNA, 1765 nt
Organism: Vollenhovia emeryi
Lineage: Eukaryota; Metazoa; Arthropoda; Insecta; Hymenoptera; Formicidae
Product: inositol monophosphatase 3-like
Exons: 8
Coding region: 598-1440 (280 amino acids)
Biological process (GO): phosphatidylinositol phosphate biosynthetic process; inositol metabolic process; signal transduction
Molecular function (GO): inositol monophosphate 1-phosphatase activity
Source: RefSeq, a predicted model, not a curated record